Molecule: messenger RNA, 1181 nt
Organism: Rhinolophus ferrumequinum (greater horseshoe bat)
Lineage: Eukaryota; Metazoa; Chordata; Mammalia; Chiroptera; Rhinolophidae
Product: olfactory receptor 5AU1
Exons: 1
Coding region: 31-1119 (362 amino acids)
Biological process (GO): sensory perception of smell; G protein-coupled receptor signaling pathway
Cellular component (GO): membrane
Molecular function (GO): G protein-coupled receptor activity; odorant binding; olfactory receptor activity
Source: RefSeq, a predicted model, not a curated record
CCAACCAACCAAGUAGGGAAGACCUUCUCUAUGAUAGAGUUCCAUCUACUAAACCAAACUUCCUCAGUAAGACCGAUCUUCAGAAGGCGGUCCUCAGCAGAACUAAAUGCAGGGAGAGCUCCCAGGUGUUCCACCUCAUCUACUGUGGUCUCCUCUUUCCACACCGCAGAGCCCUGGAGAUAUAUGGAAGGAGCAAACCUGAGCCAAGGGAUUGAGUUUGAGCUCUUGGGCUUCACCAGUGACCCCCAGCUCCAGAUACUGCUCUUUGUCGUGUUCCUGGGCCUGUACACCAUCACUGUGUUGGGGAAUCUGAUCAUGUUCUUUCUGAUCCACGUGAGUGCCGCCCUGCACACUCCCAUGUACUCCCUCCUAAAGAGCCUCUCCUUCUUGGAUUUCUGCUACUCCUCCACGGUUGUCCCUCAGACACUGGUGCACUUCUUGGCUCAUAGGAAAGUAAUCUCCUAUUUUGGCUGCAUGGCUCAGAUGUUCUUCUAUGCAGGUUUCGCCACCAGUGAGUGCUAUCUCCUUGCUGCCAUGGCCUAUGACCGCUAUGCUGCUAUUUGUAACCCCCUGCUCUACCCCAUCACCAUGUCUCCUGGGGUCUGUGCUUCUCUGAUUGUGGGCUCCUACAGUGCAGGAUUCCUCAAUUCUCUUAUUCAUACAAGCUGUAUCUUCAGUCUGAAAUUCUGUGGUGCUCACGUGGUCAUCCACUUCUUCUGUGAUGGACCACCCAUCCUGUCUCUGUCUUGCAUGGACACCUUGCUGUGUGAGAUCCUACUCUUCAUUUUUGCUGGCUUCAACCUUUUGAGCUGCACCCUCAGCAUCUUGGUCUCCUACCUCUUAAUUCUCAUCACCAUCCUAAGAAUGAACUCAGCCCAGGGCAGGUUUAAGGCCUUUUCCACGUGUGCUUCCCACCUCACUGCUGUGUGCCUCUUCUAUGGCACAACACUUUUUAUGUACCUGCGCCCCAGGUCCAGCUACGCCCUGGCCCAAGACCGUAUGGUUGCAGUGAUCUACACUGUGGUGAUCCCAGUGCUGAACCCCCUUGUCUACUCUUUGAGAAACAAGGAUGUGAAGGAAGCUUUAAGAAAGGUUUGGGGCAGGAAAAUAAUGGAAUGACCUCAACUCACACCAUAUAUCUUUAGGAAGCCAAGGGACAUUUACCUUCUGUGGUGCUAACC